AUGCUAUUGGUAAAUGGAUAAUAUUUGAAAAACAAAAAGUAUUAUUAUUCUUAAAAAGUUGAACUGAAAAUAAUAUAUGUGAAAAUAUUGAUAAUUAUAUUGAUUGUAGUAAUAAAGAGAGAAGAUAAGAAUAAUUUUGUACAUGAAAGCAUGGACGUCGUUAUACUAUUUAGAAAUUUUCUAAAAUAACAGACUUUAAAUAAUGCUGAAAUACUCAUAUUAGAGAGAUGUAUACAAAUUGAUAAUUAAUUAAAGAUGUUAAUAAGUGAUUAAUAAUGUAGCCUCUAGUCAAGAGAAAGAAUAUAUAUAUAUACCAGAUAUUUUUGAUUAUAAUAAUUGCAGAGAAGAAGAUUGUUUAUUUACAAUAUAUACUUCUUGUCCUGAAUUUAUUAAUGGAAAAAGAGGUUUCUUAAAUUCAAAAUAAUGUACAUAAUGUUCUUAUUAAAUAAAUCCAAAGGAUUGUAUAGCCACAAAAUAAUGUACUUGA
Molecule: messenger RNA, 487 nt
Organism: Paramecium primaurelia
Lineage: Eukaryota; Ciliophora; Oligohymenophorea; Peniculida; Parameciidae
Source: the annotation of a GenBank genome assembly